CAUCCCUUCUCUGUUUCAAAACCGUAUCUAAACGUUCAUGAAACUGGAAAUUCUAAAAUUCAUGGUAUAAGCUUAGCUUUUGAUCCUCUCAAGUCUCCUCAUUACAAAGUUAUAUGUGUUCGCGAUUCUGUUUCGUCUCCUCAGCAUUAUCAGAUUGAAAUCUACUCAUCUCAAACAGGGCCAUGGAGACUAUCAGGUGAUCCAUUCAUUGCUGAUGUUAAUUUCUCCAAAGGAGUUUAUUGGAAUGGAUCAAUUUAUUGGAUUAGUACUAUUGGAAACUUGACUUUUUUAUAUUUCAAUUUUGAUUUUGAGAGCUUAAGAAUAAUGCCAAUGCCACAUUUUCCAGAUGAUCAAGGAACAACUAUAACAUAUUUUGGUGAAUCUUUUGGCCAUUUGCAUCUCACAAAAAUUUCAUUUUACACAAUUCGAUUUGAUGUAUAUGAGAUGAGAAGGGACGAUUCUGAAUGGUUUAUUAAGUACAAGGUUGAUUUUGAACAUCCUUAUGAUCAUGAGUUGAAAUAUUAUAAUUUUGCGAUAAUAUCUCUGGUUCGAGGUAAACGAGAAGAGGAUGCAUUUUUUGUUCUGGCAGUUGUUAAUGAUGAUAAGGUAAUGAAGUACAAUUUUAUAAACAAGACCUUUGAGAAAUUAUGUGAUUAUGAUGUUGAAGAUGAACAAGUUUUUUAUUGUAGUACAAUUGGUGCUUUUGAGUAUAUUGAGUCUUUAUGUUGUGUUUGAAUCAUUUGCAUUCCUCUUAUAUUAGUAAAAACUCAUAAAAUUGUUUGUUUUCUUAUGUAAUAUUUGG
This is a messenger RNA of Solanum pennellii, 802 nucleotides long. RefSeq names its product F-box protein At5g07610-like. The transcript has 2 exons. The record is from RefSeq and is a predicted model, not a curated record. NCBI's taxonomy places the organism in Eukaryota, Viridiplantae, Streptophyta, Magnoliopsida, Solanales, Solanaceae. The annotation marks the transcript as partial.